CUGCAGGAAGUGAGUCCGCUCUCAAAAUUGAUCCGGCUCUAGCAAACCAGCAUCAGCACUGAAAGCAGCAUGUGUGCGCCAGGAACCUAGAAAAGCGACCGAAAAGCAGAGGUUUGUCGGCAGCUCUGGGACUAAAAUUUAGAGGUAAAGACUCUGUUGCGACUUUGUUGCGACGCUAUUUAGGACCGCCAACCAGAACCUAACUUACCACACGAGCUAACAGGCUAACGUUAGCGUAUAGCCGAAGGACAGUACGAGCUCGCCAGAGACAAACUUCAACUAGCUGUCUGAAAUAAGUCCGACUGUGAGUUAAAAAAAAAAAAAAAAAAACGUAGAAAUGAUACUGCUUAACCCUCAUUUACUACUCUAAAUGAAAAGGAGAAUAAUAAAGUAUCUAGCUAAGUAAGUGGAUGUUUAAUGCAUCAAGUAACAGAUGCUAAUUAUAUGUAGAAAUAUUUAAGUUAUUCUCUGUAAAUCGCCUCUUAUUUAUAAAGCAGAAUGUCAGAGGCAUUAAUCCAGCAAAUGAAAGCGCUGGAGGCAGAGCUGCAGAAGCUCAAGUCCCAGCUGAGGGAGAGGAGUGGGGCUGGGGAGGACAUGGAGGGGACGUCCAGCCCAUCCACUGAGGGAAACACCAGCGGCAGUAAAAAGGGCAAGAAAGCAAGCAAGGCGCGGCCGUUUGACCACUCCGCCCACCCCCGGCGCCAUGUGGCUCUGCGGCUGGCGUACCUGGGCUGGGCCUACCAGGGCUUUGCCGUCCAGGAGAACACAGACAACACCGUGGAGGCCAGACUCUUUGAGGCUUUGCUGAAGACUCGGCUGAUCCAGGACCGACAGAGCUCCAACUAUCACCGGUGUGGUCGCACCGAUAAAGGAGUCAGUGCCUUUUCCCAAGUCAUUACCAUCGAUUUGCGGUCCACACAGUUUUGUGGAGGACUGGGCGUCGUGCUGCCUGAAAAUGUGGAUCCCGGUACCAAGAACAAAGCUGCUGACUCCGAGGUCCCGUACGUGAAGAUGCUGAACAGGGUCCUGCCCCAGGACAUUAGGAUCUUGGACUGGGCACCAGUAGCGGAGGGUUUCAGUGCACGCUUCGACUGUCAGUCCCGCACGUACCGGUACUAUUUCCCCCGAGGAUCUUUGGAUGUGGCAUUGAUGGCAGAUGCGGCAAAAAGGUACGAGGGCACUCAUGACUUUCGCAACCUGUGCAAAAUGGAUGUGGGCAACGGAGUGCUGCAGUUUGAGAGGACCAUCUUGUCAGCCUCGGUCAAGCCUCUGCAGCCUCAGCAGGCCUCCAGCAGAGAUCAAUAUGACCUCUUCAUAUUCGAGAUCAAAGGAUUAGCCUUCCUUUACCACCAGGUACGAUGCAUGAUGGCAGUGCUCCUCCUGAUAGGGCAGAAACUGGAAGCCCCGGAGAUAAUUAAUCAGCUCCUGGAUGUUCAGAGUAACCCCAGGAAGCCCCAAUACAGCAUGGCAGUGGACUACCCUCUGGUGCUGUACGACUGCCACUUUGAAGGUUUGAGCUGGAGACAGGAGACUGAAGAGGUGAACCACGUGCUGUCUGCACUGCAGCAACACUGGACCCAGAGUGCAGUCAAGACCCACGUCCUCCACGGGAUGAUCAAGGGCUUGGAAGACGCAGGUGGAGUGUCCACUAACCGCUGCUGGCUAGUAGAAGGCAGCCAGCAGAGAAACUACCGACCGUUGCUGGAGCGUCCGUGCUGCGAGAGCCUGGAGUCCAGGAUAGACCAUUUUGUUAAGAGGGGCAGACUGGAGCGGGAGGAAGGGGAGAACGGAGGUGAAAUGGUCCACAGAGGAAAAAGGCCCAAAAAUUCCCACAAUUCCCCCAGUCUGCCUGUUUCUUCAGAGAUGCCAUCGUCAAAGCAAAGUACAGAUCAGAAAGCAGAAGAUUAAUAUUUUCCACCUGAGAACAGACUUGCCAAGGUUUAUUUUAAUUCUCACGCAAACAUUAUUUACAUUUGACUUCAGGACACAAAACAAUGGAUUUAACUUUUUUAUUUCAUGAAAGCGUUGCAUUUCCGUUUUCUUUCAUGCCAAUAUUUGUUCUGCCUUAAAAUAAACACGUUUUGGAGAACGUU
Messenger RNA from Xiphias gladius (swordfish), 2093 nucleotides. It is a transcript of the gene pus3, whose product is annotated as pseudouridylate synthase 3. NCBI's taxonomy places the organism in Eukaryota, Metazoa, Chordata, Actinopteri, Istiophoriformes, Xiphiidae. Gene Ontology annotation, molecular function: RNA binding; pseudouridine synthase activity. The transcript has 6 exons. The record is from RefSeq and is a predicted model, not a curated record. Gene Ontology annotation, cellular component: nucleus; cytoplasm. Bases 499 to 1908 code for a protein of 469 amino acids. Gene Ontology annotation, biological process: mRNA pseudouridine synthesis; tRNA pseudouridine synthesis.